AUGGCCUGCAAGGAGGACGCGUUCCCCCUGCUUGAUGACGAAGGUGCGAGUCACCACCAUGGGACUGAGCAGCAGGACAAGAAACCACCGCCAUCGCGCUUCGACAUCGAGAGCAGCUCGUUUGGCGGUUCGGGGACCGUCCGAGAGCGCCAACAACAGCAGCAGGACCACACGCGAGACCGAGCGGUGUCUCGGCCAUCAAGGGGCAUCCAAGUAGCGACUCCGGCGCCGUUCGAGCCCAUAACCGAUCCAUUCGCGUUCGUGUGCGAAAUGGCGCGGAGACCAAAGUUUGGCCACCAGUAUGUGCUCUGCCCCGAACGUAGUCGGCGGCGCGGAGACCGCCGCGUGGGCCUCAGCGUAGGCCCGCACUGGGCCGGCGUUAUCUACACCAUCAGCAUGAUCUUCGUCAUCACCCUGUUUCUGGUCAGGGUCCUCAUCGGACCGAACGUGGCGCCAUGGUGUCAACCCGUUAUCGUCGCCUGCUCCAUGGUGACCGUGGUGUUCUUGCUGGCGACGGCGGUUGCCGACCCGGGGAUAGUGGUCGAGUCUGCCGAAUCAGAAGGUGCAAGUUGCGGGUAUUGCGAAGAGUGCUCCAUAUGGAGGCCACAGGGGGCGGAGCACUGUGAAGAGUGCGGGGUGUGCAUCUUCGGAUUGGAUCACCACUGCCCCUGGAUGGGAAAAUGCGUGGGAAGGGGCAAUAUUUUGUGGUUCAGGCUUUUCAACGGCUCCUGGAUACUGUUCCUCUCGUUUUUGAUGGUGGCCAUGCCUUGGAUAAACAGUCACAAAGAUCCGGUGACGGACCGGUGA
Ectocarpus siliculosus is the source of this 807-nucleotide messenger RNA. The record is from the annotation of a GenBank genome assembly. NCBI's taxonomy places the organism in Eukaryota, Phaeophyceae, Ectocarpales, Ectocarpaceae.